AUGGCAAAACCCCUCUUUCCUCACGGCUUUGACCUAGGCGGACACUUUGUAGACCUCAGACCUCUCGGCAUGGGCGUCACAGGCCUGGUGCUCUCAGCCGUGGACCAGCGCACUGGGCAGCGGGUGGCGAUUAAAAAGCUGGUGAUGCGUGAUUCCGUGACGGUGAAACACGCACUGAGAGAGGUGAAAAUCACCCGGCGACUGCACCAUGAAAAUGUGGUGAGGGUUCACGAGGUUUUGGCGCCAUAUGGACGACCCCUACCUAGAGACCCCACCCAGCUGAGCGCCCUGUACAUCGUGCAGGAGUGCAUGGAGACCGAUCUGGCACGACUGCUGGAGCAAGGACCGCUGCAAACAGGUCAUGCCACUCUGCUGUUCUACCAGCUGCUGAGGGGACUGAAGUUCAUCCACUCAGCCAACGUCCUGCACAGAGACCUGAAGCCGGCCAACAUUUUCGUCAACACUGACCAACUGCUGCUUAAGAUUGGAGACUUUGGGCUGGCCAGGAUAGUUGACCCUCACUACUCUCAUAAGGGCUAUCUAUCUGAGGGUCUGGUAACUAAGUGGUACUGUUCCCCCCGUUUGCUCCUGUCCCCCAACAACUACACCAAGGCCAUUGACAUGUGGGCCGCUGGCUGUAUACUGGCUGAGAUGCUCACCGGACGCAUACCAUUUGCAGGAGCCCAUGAGCUGGAGCAGAUGCAGCUGAUUCUGAAUACGGUGCCUGUGCUGAGAGAAGAGGACAGACAGGAUCUGCUACAGGUGAUGCCUUCAUAUGUCAGUCAUGGAUGGAGAGUAAGGAAACCAUUUUCUGAAUUGCUGCCUGAAGUGGACGCUCAGGCUGUGGACUUCCUCGAGCGCAUCCUGACGUUUAACCCCAUGGACCGGCUGACAGCAGAAGCAGCGCUGUCUCAUCCCUUCCUCCAGCAGUACUCAUGUCCGGAGGAUGAGCCCACCUCGUUACAUCCGUUCCGAAUAGAGGACGAGCUGGAGGACAGCCUCGUCACUGAACAGAGCCUCAGCAACAGCAACAGUCAGGCCUCCAGCAUCCACUGGGACAGGUACGAGAACAGUUUAUCAACAGACGUGUCCUGGCAGCAGUCAGGUGGGAGGUGUCGCUGCAUGCCUCCCAGUCACAACACCUCUGAUAUGGGAGACACCACGGAGGAGGAGGAGGUGCAGAGAGACCCACGGGCCAGUUCCACCUCACAGCUGGAGGAGGCACAGGUUGAUCCACGAAAAUAUUCCCACAGCAGCUCAGCUGAACGCUUCCUGGAAAACUCCCACUCCUCCCUGGAUCGGGCCUGUGGUUUAGGGUACGGGGAUCUGGACUGUGGGCGCUCCUGUGACUACAAAGUGGGCUCUCCUUCUUAUUUGGAUAAAAUAGCCUGGAGGGAGGGGAAGCCUCAGCACUACUCAGAACCAAAGCUGAUCCUGGAUCUGUCUCACUGGAAGCGUAACACUAACAGCCUCCAGGUGCCGGCUGGGCCGAUUGGAGGCAGCGUGGAGGAUCUGGGAGACAUGAACGGAGAGGAGGCAGAACAGGAGGAAGAAGAGGAAACGGGGGAUUUGUUCAAAGAGAUUUCUCGUUGGGUGGAGAGCACCCAGUCUCGUCUGCACUCACCCAGUCCCAGCCCAUCUUUAGAGCAUAACUCCCCCUCCUGUUACACCUCCUCUCCCCCUCUUCCCCUGUCCCCGUCUGACCUCCCUACUCCUGUCUUCCGCUACACUGAAGUCCUACAGCAGCCUUCAACGGAUUAUGAUAGAGAUGCACUAAGCCCGCUUCCACCUGCGUUGUCUUCCUCUCUUCCAUCACUUCUCCCCUCCUCUCCCACUUCUCUGCUCCCCUCUCAGUCACCUCAAACAGCAUCUCCCCCCAUCUCACCCCUUAUUCCUCCCACAGACUCUCAACCUCUAUCGUCGACUUCUUCUGUCACUCAGCCAGUAAAUGAUGACUGCGUGGAGUCACUCCCUGUCAAACAAAAAGAUCGCCUGUUUGAUCUGGACAUGUUCAUAUCCCGAGCUCUGAAACUGUGCCGGCAGAAUAGGGACAAAGCAGACGGGAGGAAGGGGAAAGAUGCCGGAUGGAGGGAGGAAAGCAAACAGCAGAACAUUAACAGAAAGGUGCCCAGACUUCCAGAGCACAGGACUCCUCCACCUCCACAGACACCCAACUCGUGA
Molecule: messenger RNA, 2181 nt
Organism: Cheilinus undulatus (humphead wrasse)
Lineage: Eukaryota; Metazoa; Chordata; Actinopteri; Labriformes; Labridae
Gene: mapk4
Product: mitogen-activated protein kinase 4
Exons: 8
Coding region: 1-2181 (726 amino acids)
Biological process (GO): protein phosphorylation; intracellular signal transduction; cell surface receptor signaling pathway
Cellular component (GO): cytoplasm; nucleus
Molecular function (GO): ATP binding; MAP kinase activity
Source: RefSeq, a predicted model, not a curated record